Molecule: messenger RNA, 2091 nt
Organism: Ctenocephalides felis (cat flea)
Lineage: Eukaryota; Metazoa; Arthropoda; Insecta; Siphonaptera; Pulicidae
Product: kinesin-like protein Klp98A
Biological process (GO): microtubule-based movement
Molecular function (GO): microtubule motor activity; ATP binding; microtubule binding
Source: RefSeq, a predicted model, not a curated record
UGUAAAAGUUUAUAUAAAAAAAUGUUUAGAUGUACAUAUUGUAGAAAAUAUUUAUUUUUACCUUAUUUUGUUAGUUUUAUUUGUUAAAAUAAAUAUUGGUUGCUUUGUGUCAUUAAAUUGCAAGAAAUAAUGGCGUCGUUAAAAGUAGCAGUUAGGGUUCGCCCCUUUAAUCAAAGGGAGAUUGCUAUGGAAUCAAAACUUAUAAUAAAAAUGGACGGAAAAAAGACCAGACUAUUGAAUAAGGUUUCUUCAACACGACAACUUAAUGAUGAAAAAGAUCAAUAUAAGGACUUUACAUUUGAUUACUCAUACUGGUCACACAAUAAUACUGAUGAAAAUUUUGCAUCACAGGAACAAGUAUACUCUGACCUAGGAAAUGAUGUAGUUGAUAGUGCAUUUGAAGGCUAUAACGCUUGUGUUUUUGCUUAUGGCCAAACUGGAAGUGGUAAAACUUUUACCAUGAUGGGGACACCGGAUUGCCAGGGCUUAAUACCUAGAAUCUGCAAGAAUUUAUUCAGUCGAAUGCUCACUGGUAAAGAACAAGGUGCAAGUUAUCGUACAGAAGUAAGCUAUUUGGAAAUAUACAAUGAACGUGUAAAAGAUCUUUUGAGUACUGAUUCCGGACAUAGUUUAAAGGUUCGUGAACAUCCAAAAAGUGGUCCUUAUGUUCAAGAUUUAUCAUCACAUCUAGUUUCUGAUUAUGGAGGAAUUCAAGAGUGUAUGCUUAGAGGUAAUUCACAUAGAACAACAGCUUCCACCAAUAUGAAUGAUGUAUCAAGUAGAAGUCAUGCCAUUUUUACUGUUACAUUUGUUCAAGCUGGUUACAGUAAUGAUAUGCCAAGUGAAACCGUUUCUAAAGUACAUCUUGUUGAUUUAGCUGGAAGUGAAAGAGCUGACUCUUCUGGAGCAACUGGUCAGCGUCUAAAAGAAGGGGCUCAUAUAAAUAAAUCUUUAGUUACAUUGGGAUCUGUUAUUUCAGCUUUAGCUGAAUUAUCUUCUUCAACACAAACAUCAUCUAGCAAAUCUAAAACAUUCAUACCAUACCGAGAUUCAGUGCUUACUUGGCUGCUUAAAGACAGUCUUGGUGGUAAUUCAAAAACUAUAAUGAUUGCAGCAAUAUCACCAGCUGAUUGUAAUUAUGGAGAAACUUUGAGUACUUUAAGAUACGCUAAUAGAGCUAAGAAUAUUAUUAAUAAACCUACAAUUAAUGAAGAUCCAAAUGUUAAAUUAAUCCGAGAACUUAGAGAAGAAAUUAGUAAAUUGAAGUCUAUGAUGUCGGAUACAAGUUUGCUAUCUGAACCACAAGUAUUAGCUGCUUUGCACCAAAAGGAAGCACAGGAAAAAGUUCUUACUGAAGAAUGGACUGAAAAAUGGCGAGAAACUCAACAAAUUUUACAUGAGCAGACUGCUUUGGGACUACGCAAAGCUGGUUUGGGUGUAGUUCUGGACAGCGAUAUACCGCACAUCGAUGAUGAUUUACUCAGUACAGUUACUUUGUAUCACUUGAAGGAAGGAGAAACUUUAAUAGGAUCAGAUGAAGCAACAACAACUCAAGAUAUUGUUCUGAAUGGCCCAGAUGUUCUACCUAAUCAUUGCAGUAUUACACUGAAUAAAGGUGUUGCAGUAAUUCAUCCAAAAGAGGGUGCACAGUGCUGGCUCAAUACAGUGCUUAUAGAGAAAUCGACUAGACUAAGUCAAGGUUGUAUUUUGCUGCUAGGCCGUACGAACAUGUUUCGUUAUAACGAUCCUGUAGAAGCAGCUAAACUUAGACAAGGUGGAAGUAAAUCAAGGUUAAAUCUAUCGCGGCUUUCGCUUCUUAGCUGGUCUACAUCAGAUCUGGCUGCGUCCUCCGAGAAUUUAUUAUCUAAUGGAGAUGAAGGAGUUUUGGAACAGCAACGCUCGGAAUUACAAAAGGAAAAGAAUAGUUUUGAAAAGCAGCAAACUCAACGAGAGCUUGGUUGGAAAGAAGAACAAAAGAAAAAACUUGAAGAAUUGGAAACCGCUCAAAAACAAUUACAAUUGGUACGAGAAGAAAUGGAAUUGGCUUACAGAGCCCAAUGUAUGAAACUUGCAGAAGACUGGCAAGAUUAG